This is a messenger RNA of Armigeres subalbatus, 465 nucleotides long. Its product is annotated as cuticle protein 19-like. The coding region runs from base 30 to 416 and encodes 128 amino acids. The transcript has 2 exons. NCBI's taxonomy places the organism in Eukaryota, Metazoa, Arthropoda, Insecta, Diptera, Culicidae. The record is from RefSeq and is a predicted model, not a curated record. Gene Ontology annotation, cellular component: extracellular matrix.
ACCAGUCACAGCAUAAGAACUCAGUCACCAUGAUGAAGGUUGCCUUUUUCACCAUUGCCGCUUUGAUCGUGGCAGUAACGGCAGAGUACAGUGAGGAUCAUUAUUCCCAUCCGAAGUACAAGUUCGAAUACGGAGUGAAAGAUUUCCACACUGGUGACAGCAAGGAUCAGUGGGAGCAUCGGGAUGGCGACGUCGUGAAAGGCCAAUAUACUCUGCACGAGGCAGACGGGACGAAGCGUGUUGUUGAGUACACUUCGGAUAAGCACAAUGGCUUCCAGGCUCAUGUGAAGCGAGUUGGCCAUGCUCAGCAUCCGCAGCUCUAUGGACACGAAGAGGGACACCAUCAUUCUGGUGGACAUGAUCAUGGACAUGAUCAUGCCAGCAGCUACGCCAACCUGUACCAGCACCAUCAUUGAGACUGAGAAAAAAUGUGAUAGAAUACUGUAGUAAAUAAACGUUGUUAUG